AUGUCUGGAAGAAUUGGGCCAUGGACCUUUUCCGGAGACGCCCUGGCGAAUGCCGAGCAAUUGCAAGUGGAAGCCAAUGGCCAAGCAUCUCAUGAGAUUACCGAGGAUGACGCUGACGACGUGUGGAGUUCACCCACAGAUCUUGCAGAUCUCACCCUGCAGUGCGGGCGUCGUGGCGACAGCCUGAAACUCUUCCUGAGCUGGUGGUACUAUGGAACAUUAGGAUACGCGUCGAAGAUCGAGAAUGCGUACUCAAUCGUAGCAUAUUUUGCUGAUCUUGUCUCGAGAAACGAAAACUUCCAGCUAGUCAGCGAGAACCCGCCGCCGUGCCUUCAAGUGUGUUUCUACUACGCCCAGUGCAACAAAGGGCGACAAAGUCAAAAUCGGAAAGAGAAAUUCCAUCAUAAUGACAAUAAUUAUACGUUCUGUCGUCCGGAAAGGAUUCAUGAUUGA
This is a messenger RNA of Exophiala aquamarina CBS 119918, 453 nucleotides long. Its product is annotated as glutamate decarboxylase. The transcript has a single exon. NCBI's taxonomy places the organism in Eukaryota, Fungi, Ascomycota, Eurotiomycetes, Chaetothyriales, Herpotrichiellaceae. Gene Ontology annotation, molecular function: pyridoxal phosphate binding; carboxy-lyase activity. Gene Ontology annotation, biological process: carboxylic acid metabolic process. Gene Ontology annotation, cellular component: cytoplasm. The record is from RefSeq and is a predicted model, not a curated record. Bases 1 to 453 code for a protein of 150 amino acids.